This is a messenger RNA of Pistacia vera, 1325 nucleotides long. RefSeq names its product GDP-L-galactose phosphorylase 1-like. Gene Ontology annotation, biological process: glucose metabolic process. The record is from RefSeq and is a predicted model, not a curated record. Gene Ontology annotation, cellular component: cytoplasm. Lineage: Eukaryota; Viridiplantae; Streptophyta; Magnoliopsida; Sapindales; Anacardiaceae. Gene Ontology annotation, molecular function: GDP-D-glucose phosphorylase activity.
CUGUCUCGUUGAUAGACAUGUUGACGAUCAAAAGGGUAGCGACGGUCGUUUCCAAUUACCAGGAAGAUUGUUCUGAAACUGUAGAAGUUGGCUGCGGUCGUAAUUGCCUUGGAAACUGUUGCUUACCUGUAUUAAAGCUACCUCUAUAUGCCAUCAAGAAAGACAGAGAGGGUUCAACCGGAGAUAAUUCGGCGAAUUCAUCAAAGGAACACCCACAACCGACAUGUUUCCUCCACAAUUUGUUGCUGGGAGAAUGGGAAGACCGAAUGAACCGAGAUCUUUUUCGCUACGAUGUAACCACUUGCGAGACAAAAGUUAUUCCCGGUGAAUAUGCAUUUAUAGUACAGCUCAAUGAGGGCCGUCACCUCAAGAAACGCCCCACUGACUUUCGUGUUGAUCAAAUUCUUCAGCCUUUUGAUGAUAACAAGUUCAAUUUCACCAAAGAAGAAGUGCUCUUUGGGAUUCAACGAAGCAAUGACUUCACCAGCCAUUACUUCCCCAGUGCCCCUGUCUCGGCUGAUUUAAACUCACUUAGUGUCGUUGCUAUCAAUGUGAGUCCGAUAGAGUAUGGACAUGUUCUCUUGAUACCCCGUCUUCUUGUCCGCCUGCCACAAAGAAUUGAUCACGAGAGCUUCUUGCUAGCUCUUUAUCUGGCUAAGGAAGCCGCUGAUCCAUUCUUCAGAUUGGGUUACAACAGCUUGGGUGCUUUUGCUACCAUUAAUCACCUACACUUUCAGGCAUAUUACUUGCCUUUGCCUUUCCCAGUUGAGAAAGCUCCAACUUCAAGAAUAGUUACUGUGAAGCGAUUGCAAGAUAGAGGAGUUAUGGUUUCUGAGCUAAUGAAUUAUCCAGUGCGAGGUCUUGUCUUUGAAGGCGGAAAGUCAGUGCGGGAUCUAUCUAAUGCAGUUGCUAGUUCUUGCAUUUUCCUUCAGAACAACAAUAUCCCUUUCAAUGUGUUGAUCUCUGAUAGUGGUAGAAGAAUAUUUUUGUUCCUUCAGUGUUACGCGGAGAAACAAGCACUUGGAGAAGUAAGCCAGGAGCUUCUAGACACUCGAGUGAAUCCUGCAAUUUGGGAGAUUAGUGGGCAUAUAGUAUUGAAGAGAAAAAAAGAUUAUGAGGAAGCAUCAGAGGAAUAUGCGUGGAGACUUCUUGCCGAAGUUUCUCUCACAGAAGAAAGAUUCCAGGAGGUGAAGGAUUAUGUCUUGGAAGCAUCAGGAUUGCAAGAGGCGAACAUGAAGGAAAAAAACAUAAAUCAAGAGGAAGAUUCUCUUGAAAAGCUACGUGCUGCUCACGCCUCAAAUUUACCUCAAGACUGUAUGGUUUAG